Molecule: messenger RNA, 1409 nt
Organism: Manis javanica (Malayan pangolin)
Lineage: Eukaryota; Metazoa; Chordata; Mammalia; Pholidota; Manidae
Source: RefSeq, a predicted model, not a curated record
GGCUUCCCGGCGUCCCCCGGUUCCUGGGGCGGGGUUCCUUCCCGGGCCUCCUGGAAGACAAGGUUCUGAAAUGGGGAAAGUUGCUAACCGUUGCUGAGGUCCACCAGGCUCUUUCACCUCCCGGGAUCGCUUAAUCCGCACUUCCACCGUGAGAGAGAAACAGUUACCAUUGUGUGGUUUGAAUCAGGAAUGAAAUCUUCUGAAAGCUAAGAGCAGAAGCCUUUAUGGCCAACAUGGAGGACAAAAGACAGCGAGCCCGAGUGCAGGGAGCCUGGGCUGGCCCUGCUAAGAGCCAGGCUGUUGCUCAGCCAGCUACCACUGCUAAGAACCUUCUCCAUCAAAGGCCUGGUCAGACCUGGAUGAACAAGGAGCAUCUGUCGGACAGACAGUUUGUGUUCAACGAACCCCAGCAGGGAAAAAAAAUGACAGCCCUUAUACUGAGUGGAGUGUGUUGUUUUGCCACAUACCAACAAAUCUGUUUUCUUUGCUUCUUUAGCAAAGAGGGUGUGUAUGAAAUCAGCCUGUCACCCACAGGUGUAUCUAGGGUGAGUUUGUAUCCUGGCUUCAUUGACAUAAAAGAAGCCGACUGGGUAUUGGAAGAGCUCUGUCAAGAUAUUCCCUGGAAACAGAGGACUGGCAUCAGAGAGAAUGUAACUUACCAGCAACCAAGACUUACAGCAUGGUAUGGAGAACUUCCUUACACUUACUCAGGAGUCACUGUGGAAGCCAAUCCUCACUGGCUUCCUGUGCUGCACACACUAAAGAACCAAAUUGAAGAGAACACUGGCCAUACCUUCAACUCCUUGCUCUGCAAUCUUUACCGAAAUGAGAAGGACAGUGUGGACUGGCACAGUGAUGAUGAACCCUCCCUAGGAAGGUGCCCUGUCAUUGCUUCACUCAGUUUUGGUGCCACACGCACUUUUGAAAUGAGGAAGAGGCCCCCACCUGAAGAGAAUGGAGACUACACAUAUGUGGACAGAGUGAAGAUACCUUUGGAUCAUGGGACCUUGUUGAUCAUGGAAGGAGCUACACAAGAUGACUGGCAGCAUCGAGUGCCCAAAGAGUACCACUCUAGAAAACCAAGAAUAAACCUGACCUUCCGGACAGUUUAUCCAGACCCCAGAGGGGCACGCUGGUGAUCUGAGUUCUUUGAGACAGAAGCUGUGCUGGGACUGGGCGAACCUGCCACCGGGAGGAAACUUGGAGUGGCUGGUCCAACUGAGCUCACUGUGUGGCUUUUUGGAAGAUGAGGGUAGAAUUUGCUUCCCAGUUCAGCAUCCUAUUAAAUGACAGCCAGCAGUUUGUGUUCAUAAUGUGUUUACUGUAGAAACAGUGAUCCCUUAUUGUAUCUUGAAACCACAUAUUUUCUUUAGGCAAAUUAAAAACUGCUGUGUUUGUGCUCAGAAUGA